Entamoeba dispar SAW760 is the source of this 4866-nucleotide messenger RNA. RefSeq names its product talin, putative. Gene Ontology annotation, cellular component: plasma membrane; cytoskeleton. Bases 1 to 4866 code for a protein of 1621 amino acids. Gene Ontology annotation, molecular function: actin binding. Gene Ontology annotation, biological process: cell-cell adhesion. Lineage: Eukaryota; Evosea; Mastigamoebida; Endamoebidae. The transcript has a single exon. The record is from RefSeq and is a predicted model, not a curated record.
AUGACACAAGUAAUUCUCCGUAUACAUUUUAUCUUUAAAGAUAAUACUAGUCCAACUGCCUCUGUUGAUUUGGUUAAAUCAGUUGCUGUUUUAGAUACUGACACUGCUGAGCAAAUAGUUGAUAAGGCUUUAGAUAAACUUCCAGAAAGACCUCAAGGAGAAUUUAUUUUAUGGCAACCAACACGACACACAUUGUUCCUUCCAAGUCAAAUUCUUGCAGCUGCUGGUUAUGACUCUACUGAGACACUUGACAUUAGACCAUUGAAUCAACGAUUUAAGUUUGAGUUAAUUGACAAGACUAUUAAGACAUUCCAAGUUAAUGUUACGUUAACAGUUGAGAAAUUAUUACAAUUUAUUGGAGAAAAGGUUAAUAUUCUUUACACUGAUGAAUAUGGAUUAAAGGUAUACAAUGAAACAACAAAGAAAGAAAGUAAUCAAUGGCUUGAUCCAUUAAGAGUAUUUUAUGAACAAAUUAAUUCAGAGGAUCAGUUAUUAAUUCGUUUGAAGAAAAGAUUUUAUUUCAGAGAUAGAAACGUUAAUGAUACUGAUCAACAACAAUUACAUUUAUUGUAUACUGACUGUACCUUUAAAGUUAUUGAAGGUAUGAUUCCAUUUAAUAUGAAUCAAGCAAUUCCAUUAGUUGCAUUAAAUUGUCUUGUAGAAUAUGGUUCUUAUGAUGAGAGAUAUGGUGAAGUUGAUUUAAACCCAAAAGGAUUAGAAAAGAGAUUACCAGAUAUCAAGAAAUAUUUCCCAGAGAAUUGCCAAAAAAAAGUCACAGCAAAACAACUUCUUGCUGUAAUUAAAGAGUGGAAGAAUAAAAGUAUGACAACAAAACAAAUGCAAGCUAAGUAUCAAUACUGUCAACUUGUAAUGCACGAAAAAACUUAUGGGCUUGAUAUUUUCAAAGUUCGUAUUAGAAAAGUUGGUAAAGCAAAAGAAAUUCCAAAAAUUUUUGGUAUUUGUAAAGAUUAUGUAUUACUUGCAGAUGAAGAUGGUGGAAAUCAAGAAAUUUGGGUUAUUUCAAAGAUUGCUCGUUAUGCAGUUGGUAAGAAUGUCUUUAUUCUUGAUUUAGGUAAUCACUCAACCAAUUAUAUUACAUUAAUCACUGAAGAAGGUGAUUUAAUUUCUGCUACACUCUCAGGAUAUAUUGAUUUAAUUACAAAGAGAAAAAAAGAAGCACAACUUGCAGAAAAAGAUGUUGAACCAGAAUAUUCUAUUACUGAUAAAAUUGAAGACGUUCCUACUGGAGUUGAUAAUACUAAGAAAAAGAAAGCAGUUCCUAAAGUUUCUCAAACAGCUCAAGUUGCUCAAGUUGUUUCACAAAGUGAUACACAAGAACAAGUUCAAUUAUGUGUAGAUAAGUAUCAACAAAUGACAUUUGAAGAAACAAGUGUUGAACCUGUUCAAUUUUCUGCUGAGGUUAUGGUUGAAUCAGCUCAAUCUAUUGGACAAUUAGUUUCUGAUUUAUAUUCAACAGAUAAAGCUACUGUUACUAAUGCUUUAAAUGAAUUAACUAUACAAACUGAUGCGUUAUUUACACAAUUUUGUGCAUCAAAAAGUGUUGAUUUUGGUAGUUGUGUAAUGAAUGCUGAUGAAGAUGAAGAACAAUUAUUAGUUGCUUGUCGUCAAGCCACAGAGUCUGCACAAGAAUUAAUUGAAAGUCAUGAAAAUGGACUUCAAACUGCUGUAUUAAUUGAGUCAAAUGUUCAAGAAGCUGAGAUUUUAGCACCAGAAAUGUUUGUAUUGCAAGCUUCAGUUGUAUCAGUUCAAGCUAUGUGUGGACAAGCUACAGUAAAUGAUAAUGGAUCACAAAUGUUAUUACAUGAAUUAUCAAGAGCUGUUGGAGAGGGACUGUUUGAUCUUGCAGCUAUGUCAGUUGAAAUGAAUAUUCAAGGAGAGAAAAUUGUUGAAGCUAAUAAAGCUCUUGUUACACUUGGACAAAAUGAAAUUGCUGCUAUGCGUCUUCUUGCAGUUACUUCAAGUGAAGAAGGGUGUCAAAAGUUAAUGGGAGAAAUGAAGAAUACAAUGGAUGUAUCACUUGCUAAUUAUCUUUCAUUAAUAGAGUCAUAUGGAGUUUUACAAGAAUCACCUGAGAUGCAAGCCUUGUAUGACCAAGUUAAUACAAUUAAGAUGAAUUGGGAUGCAUUAAUGGCAGGAACUCAAAUGAGUGGAAUAGAUGCAGAAAAGGAUUUACUUUCAAUGAUUCAAAAUUUGUCAGCUGUAUUUAAUGAAUUAGCACAAUUAAGUGAUCCAUUAGUCACUCCAGUUCAAGUUGAAAUGAGUAUUGAUAAUUUAGAAGAUAUUCUUGAGAGUACAAAAGAAACAUGUAAAAAUGUUGCUAAAGCUAAAAUUGAUGAAGGUAAUCAAGAACAAGUUGCAGUUAUUUUAGAUAGCUUUAAAGAUGUUGUACAAAAAUUCUUUAUAAUUAGAGAUAAACUAGAGAGUGGAGAAAGAGGUGAACUUGUAGAAGAUGAUUGUAUUUUAAUGAGACAAGCUAUGGAAAAAUUAAUGGAAGGAUGUGGAAUGGAAGAAGUUGGAGAAAAUAUGCAAGGACUUGCACUUAAUUCUAUGACUAAAACUGCUGUAGCUCGUAGAAUUGCUCUUGCUGCACAAGUUAGAAGAGUUAUUAAAAACGGACAUAUUAAAGAUAAAAAUGUUCAAAAACAAAUGUUAAAACUUACUAGAUCAUUGAACGAACAAGUAGAAGAUAUGCUUAAAUUAUUAUCAUUACCUGUAGAUGAACAAGGUGCUCAAUUACCAGAAAAAUGUAAAGAGUUUGCACCCAAAUCAUACGACUUAAUUGUUGAAGUUUUAGAAACACUUCCAUUAAUUGAAGAUAAUUCUUCACGUAGUGCUCUAGAAUUUGCAUGUAAUGAAGCUGAAAGAGCAACAUUUGAUAUGGCUCGAUUGAACAAUUUAUUCAAUAAUACUAAACAAGCUCGUAAAGAAGUUGUUGUUACUAAAAAAGAAGAAUUUGAUAAUAUUGAAAAUGAAAUUGAAUUAUUACUUGGAGAACUUGUUGCUGAUGACUUUGAAGUUCAAACAGUUAAUGUAGAAGGUGUUAGAAGUAAAGCUAAAAGUCAAAUUGAAGAAUCAAUUAAAGCUAUGGCUGAUCCAUUAAAGAAGAUAAGAGAAACACCAUUAGAAGAUCUUCCUGCAUUAUUUGAAAAGAUUCAAGCACAAAACAGAAAGAAUUAUAGAGCAGUUAAGGCUUAUGCAAGUACCGCUAAGAAAGGUGAUUUUAGAAAAAGAUUGUUAGAUGCAUCAAAAAGACUUGCUGAUCAAAUGAAAGGAGUUGUUGAUUUAUCUUUAGAUGAACAAUAUGAUGAAAUUGCUAAGAAACAAGCAGAACUAGCAGACAUUUGGUCUGAAAUGGAUGAGGUUAUGAAAGAUAUUGUAUUAGAUGAUGUUGUUGCACAACAAGAAACUAAAGAAGAAGAGAUUCAAGACGCUGCAACAAAAGAACUUGUUGGAGCAGCUAAUGUUAUUAAUAACGCUUUAGGCAAAAUCAAUGCUGCUCUUGAAGUGGCUAAAAGGAAGAAAGCUGAAAAAGAGAAACAAUUACAAGCUGAGCAACAAGCUGCUUAUGAAGCUGCUGUUGCUGCUAAUGAGGCAGCAGCUGUACCAAGAAAAAGAACAGCCCUUGUAUUGGACCAAACAGAUAUAUCUGUUGCUAUUUUAGAAGAAGCACAAACAUUGAUUAACUUUACUUCUGAUUUGAUUUCAAACGCUACAGUAGCACAGAAGAAUAGCAUUAAAGAAGAAACAGCCAAAGAAAAGAAAGAUGUUUAUAACCGUGAUGCUAAUUGGGAAGAAGGUCUUAUCUCUGCUGCUAAGACUGUCACUGGAUGUAUUCAAUAUUUAGUCAAAGCUGCUAAUGAUCAAGUCAUUCAUAAUAAACCAAGUGAGGCUAUGUUAGUUGCUUGUGCCAAAUCAGUUGCUGCUAAUGCUAUGCAAUUACAAGCUGCGUCUAUGGUUAAUUUAGCUUUGGAUGAUCCUAUGAGGGAUAAACUUGCUUCAACAAUUAAGAAAAUUACUGAUUCACAAUCAGCAUUUGUUAAGACAGUCUCACAAGGUGCUGAUGCUCGUUCAGAAGUUGCACCACCAAAAGCAAGAAAUGCACAACAAUUAAGAAUUAUGCUUAUGGAAGCUUCAGUCAAUAUUUCUAAUAUCGAAAAAGAAUUACAACAAGCACAAGAAGAAUUGUUGAGAAUGAGAAGAGCCCGUUAUGGUAAUGCUAAGAAACCAAUUCCAUCUGGUGUUUCUUCUGCUAGAAGUGUUCCAAAAGUCCCUGCAGCUAAAACAAACAAAGUUGGUGGGUAUGGUGCUUCCAAAAGUACUGCUACUUCUAAACCCAACACCACUACUAAACCUACUACUACAACUAAACCCAGUCCCACCACUACUCCUGCAAGAAGUGGGUUCUUAGCUAACAAACAACGACCUGCUGACCAACAAGCUGCUCUUAAUAAUAUAGCUAAUGCUGCUGCUUCUUUAAAUGCAUCAACAGGAGUUAGUAAUCCAACUCAUACGGAAGCAGUAAAUAAACCAACUAAUCCUACACACCCAAGAGCUAAUGGAUUUAUUGGUAGAACAAGACCAACUCCAAAACCUGAGGAGCCUAAACAAGAAGAAAUAGCUAGUCGUUCUACUCCAUUAAAACCUCAGAGCUCAAACAGUUCUGUCCAAGACAAACCACGUGCUGGUGCACUUAAAGCUACUCCUUCAACUGAUAAACCUGCUGUUCCACAACGUAAUUUCAAAGUAUCAACAAGAGCUCCACAAAAACCACUUCCUGUUGAAGAAAGCAAUGGUCCAUCUAAUGAGUUGGCUGCUUUAUUGGCUAAGAGAAGACAAAAAGAAUAA